Molecule: messenger RNA, 2041 nt
Organism: Gryllus bimaculatus (two-spotted cricket)
Lineage: Eukaryota; Metazoa; Arthropoda; Insecta; Orthoptera; Gryllidae
Source: the annotation of a GenBank genome assembly
UUUAGCAAGCGGUCCAUUAGGAGCGUUGCCAUGGAUACACAUGAUUCACCAAGUCACACCAACUGCAAAUUUAAUUAUUGCCAACUUCGUAAAAAAGUAGAUUUUUCUUUUGGUUUCCACUCUGAACUGAUUAAAGUUUUGUGCAAACGUCAACAUAAUUUUCAAAUGUGAACAAGUCAGGUCAGGAGUGAGUGAAAAGUUGCAUUAUGUGUCAAUUGGUUGUUAGACUAUGGUAUUAUUUUCACUACAGUUGUCUAAGUCUUCUAAACUAAUACUUUGUUCAUAACACAAAGAACGUCACUUUGACGUGUGUACCAUAAUUUAUUUACCGCCAAGGAAACAUGAUUUAUCAACUACCGAAAAAAUUAAUUGCAAUGACAAUUAUUAGAAUUGAUGCAUUUGUGUUCCUUCUUCUUCUUCCUUGUCUGGAUUGCACAUCACAAACUAUUCCUAGAGCACUUGUUAUUUCAUUUGAUGGCUUUAGAUAUAAUUACCCAAAUCUCAGCAUCACACCUACACUAGAAGAAAUAAGAAUGGAGGGAACACAUGCAGAGUUCAUGUAUAAUGUGUUUGAGACUAAAACAUUUCCUAAUCAUCAUUCAAUAGCAACAGGAUUGUACCCAGAUUUUCAUGGAGUGAUAGCAAAUUCAUUUUAUGAUCCGCAUUAUGAUAAGGUUUUAAAAUACAGUCAAGAAAUGUGGGAAUUUAGUGAUCAAAUUUUGCCCAUAUGGAUUCAUAAUGAAGAUCAUGGAAGUGAAAGGCACAGUGGUGUAUAUAUGUGGCCAGGAAGCAAUUAUAAGUAUCGAAAUAAGUACCCAACACAUGUGGAACCUUUUAAUUCUAGUACACCAUGGCAUGAACGUGUAGAUACAGUAGUAAAUUGGUUUUUGGACCCUGAUUCACCUGCAAAUUUUGUCAUGAUGUAUUUUGAAGAACCUGAUGCGCAUUCUCAUAAGUUCGGACCAGAUUCAGAAGAAGUGAAGGAACAGAUAAAAAAAAUUGAUAGGACUGUUAGUUAUUUGCGACAGUGUCUCUACCAAAAGAAUUUGACAGAUACAGUCAAUGUAAUCUUUCUUAGUGAUCAUGGUAUGGCUGCUGUUCCUCCUCAAAAUUUAAUUAAUGUAACUGAUCUUCUUAAAUCAUAUGGUGAUCACUGUAUCGUGGCUGGGACUUCUCCCGUUUUACACAUUAUUCCGAAAACAAAUAUAGAAGAGGAAGUGUACACAGCUUUGAAAAAACUAUCAGAGAGUAAUCAGUUUGCUGUGUACAGAAAAAAUGAACUCCCCCCUGAAUGGUUGUACGCUCAUAAUAGGAGGAUACCUCCAAUCAUGAUAGUAGCAAAUAAUGGCUAUGCAUUCGAUGAUAUAAGAGUAAAUGGAACAAAAAUGUAUGGUGUUCAUGGAUAUGAUAACAGAUUAACAGAUAUGCAUCCUUUCUUUAUGGCAUAUGGUCCUAACAUAAAGAAAAAUUAUACUAUUGAACCAUUCAACUCUGUUGAUUUGUUUAGCCUAUUUUGUGCUGUACUUAAUCUUCAAAUGGUGAGCACUAACGGAACUGUGGACCACGUGAAGGAAAUGCUUGUCCCUGCUGAAUUUCCUAUGUCUAGUGUAGCUAUAACAAUGGCUAGUUUGUUUAUUCUACUUAUGGGUUGCUUAGCUGCAGUAUUAAUUAAGAAUCUCUACACUCAAUAUCUUUUAAGGCGAUAUGAUUCAAGUAAUGGAUUUAGUGUUUCUAAAGAAUUUGAAAAUAUUCAUCUGCUUGACAGUGAUGAUAUGGAAUAGUUUGUUCUCAAAUUGUGGUUUUAGAUCAGUUGGUUCUCAAAUUGUGGUUUAUUAUCAAUUGAAAUUUCUAGACAGCUUCUAAGGAAUAAGAAAGUUUAUGCUAUAGAAUGUUCUCAAGUUUUAAGGAUAAACUGGAGCACAAUCAAUGUAUGUGUUUGUAUGAUGUGAAGUUUCAGGCUGUGAGCUUAUUGGAUUUUGUUGUCCAUUGAAUUUUUUUCAGUGGAACUGAGUUUACCGUUUUAAAUAAAAUGUUAAAAAUA